UAUAUAUAUACACGAUAGUAUAAAGGAUACGCAGUAAAGGAGAAGGGCGAAGAGCAAAACUAGAGAAGAAAUGGGAGGAAAAGGGCAACAUAUUAUAUUGCUUCCAUUGCCUUUACAAGGCCACAUCAACCCAAUGCUUCAAUUCUCCAAACGUUUGGCGUCAAAGGGUGUGCGGGUCACCAUCCUCGCGCCGGCGUUUCUCCGAAAUUCGUUGCAGACAAACUCCGGCGACGGCUUGAUCCGUCUGGAGCCAAUUCCCGACAGCUAUAAGCCACCCGACAGCAUUGAUGAAUGCCUCGGAUGGUUCGAAACCAAGGUUACGCCGAGUUUCAGUAAUGUCAUCGAGAAACUAAACGGCGCCGGAGCCGGAUGCCCGCCGGCGAAGGUCGUCGUUUACGACUCAAUCUUGCCGUGGGCUCAAGACUUGGCCCGGAAACACGCCCUUCAAGGCGCUGUGUUUUUUACCCAAUCGUGCGCUGUCUGCGGACUGUACUACCUUGUGUACAGAGGAAGGCUCCCUGUUCAGGCGGAGAAUUCCUCCGGCGUCUCGCUGCCGCCGGCCUUCCCGGAGAUGGGGACUCGAGACUUUCCAUCAUUGAUGAUGGAGAGCGGUGCUCAAGCAUAUCCUUGUCUUUCGAAAAUGAUCGUCAUCCAGAGUGUUAAUAUUCAAAAAGCUGAUUGGAUGCUGUUUAAUACCUUUGACAGUUUGGAGAAGGAGGUGGUGGACUGGAUAUCAAGUGAAGCUCGAAUCAUGACAAUAGGACCAACAAUUCCAUCCAUGUACUUGGACAAAAGGUUAGAGGCUGAUAAAGACUAUGGCAUGAGCAUGUUUAAGCCAAACAGUGAAGCUUGCAUAAAAUGGCUUGACUCUAGAGAAACUGCUUCUGUUGUUUACGUCUCUUUUGGGAGCUUAGCCACCUUAGGAGAGAAACAAAUGGAGGAACUUUUUCAUGGGUUGAUUAAGAGCAAUUGCCAUUUCUUAUGGGUAGUGAGAGGCUCAGAGGAAAGUAAGCUCCCAAAGACUCUUCUGAAACCUGAAAAAUCAUUAGAGAAAGGUUUAAUAGUGAAUUGGAGUCCUCAACUCAAGGUUUUGUCUCAUUCCGCCAUCGGUUGCUUCAUGACUCACUGCGGAUGGAACUCAACGCUUGAAGCAUUGAGUCUGGGAGUUCCAUUGGUGGGCAUGCCACAAUGGACUGAUCAACCUACCAAUGCAAAGUACAUAACUGAUGUUUGGCAAGUGGGAGUAAGAGUUAGAGUUGGUGAUGAUGGAAUUGUAAGAAGUGAAGAAAUAGAAAGGUGCAUAAGACAUGUCAUGGUUGGGGAGGCAAGUAUCACUCUUAAGAGAAACGCUUUGAAAUGGAGAGAUUUGGCUAAAGAGGCUGUUAAUGAAGGAGGAACCACUGACAAAAGCAUUGAUGAAUUUCUCUCAAGCAUGGAUGCACUAGACAUUGGAAAAGAAGCCAUUUGAUUGAUCAAAUAUAAUAUUAUGCACAUAUUGUGUGUACACGUGCGUGUGUGAUUAAAUGUUAAAUAAUGUAAUGCAAAACAUUCUUUUGCAUGAAAUAUCAAUAACACAUAUGGGUAUACUCCCCAUUCUCCCUCCUUUAUAUGAUUGUAUUGUUAUUCAAGAUUAUUCAAAAUUGGCUAAUUGUGUCCAUAUAUUUUUCAUUUUAAAAAAACUCCCAGAUUUGCAUAUUUUAACUGUUUGAUUGAUUUUUACAA
Molecule: messenger RNA, 1722 nt
Organism: Cuscuta europaea
Lineage: Eukaryota; Viridiplantae; Streptophyta; Magnoliopsida; Solanales; Convolvulaceae
Source: the annotation of a GenBank genome assembly